CAGAAAAGAGACUACGGGCGAACAACCUUUUUGUCACAGUAACAUAACAUCAAGAAGUCCAUUCGGAUGGUAACGCCGAUGACCGCCUGUGGACUUUGAAUUCUACCUAAGUUGUUAGGAUAUUGGGACACUCAUCUGGUCAUGAGUCGGGUUUCUUUACCGGCUGCUGCUCUUUUGCUGUUUGCUUUAACGGUUCUAGUGUCUGUGGCUGUGGUGGGGGCACGUGGCUCGGCCGGGCUAAAGAGACACAAAAGGGAAUGGAUCAUCCCUCCACAGAAACUAACUGAAAACCAAGACUACACUAAGAAAGACUACAUUGCCAGGAUCCGAUCUGAUACAGAUGAUGGGAAUGGUAAUGUACAGUACUUUCUAAAAGGGGUAGGAGCAUCUCAAUACCCCUUUAACCUGUUCGUAGUAAACCCAGACAAUGGCUAUGUGCGGGUCACUGGACUCCUGGACCGGGAGGCUAUCGCCCAGUACAAUUUGUCAGGCAUUGCUAUGUACAAGGAUGGUAGAGAAGCAGAAAAGGACAUUGACUUGCGGAUCCAGGUCGUUGAUGAGAAUGACAACCCUCCUGUUUUUGAUCAUAUGGAGCCAGCAAACGUGUAUGAACUCAGCCCACCAGACACUGUAGUCACGAAGGUGGUUGCAACAGAUGCCGAUGAGCCAGGAAAUCGCAACUCUAUGAUUGCCUACAGCCUGGUUGAUCAGAAGCCUCCAGGAGACAUGUUCUACAUUCAAAAAGACGGAACCCUCAGAGUCAAACAGUCCACACUCGACAGAGAGAUAUAUGACUCGUACGUCCUAACAGUGAAAGGUACAGAUCUGGACGGUAGUCCAAUGGGCAACACUGGCAUCGGUACAAUUAAAGUCAACCUCCUGGAUGUGAACGACAACCCUCCUACUCUGGAGAAAGAUGUGUACGAGGGCAGUAUUGAGGAGAACACUGAAAACGUGGAGGUGAUGAGGUUCAAGGCUGAGGACAAGGACUUAGUGAACACCCCUAACUGGGUGGCUCAGUAUGCCAUCGUCAAGGGCAACGAAGCUGGCUACUUCACCAUUGAGACAGACCCAAAUACCAAUGAAGGAGUUCUGAUGCUCAGGAAGGCUGUAGACUAUGAGGACGUCAAAGAUCUUGAGCUGGGAGUAGUCGUUACUAACCAAGCACCACCCUAUGAUGGCUUUGGGAGUGGAGGUGGAUCAGGAGGAGGAGGAGGAGGAGGAGGAGGAGGAGGGGGCGGGGGAAGCAGUGGGGGAAGCAGUGGGGGAAGCAGUGGGGGAAGCAGUGGGGGAAGCAGUGGGGGGUCAUGGUCUAUUAGUUAUCCAGGUAAACCCUUGAAAACCUAUCCAGUGAAGAUUGCUGUGAAGAACCAGCCUGAGGGGCCACGCUUCGAACCCAAGGUCAAGGCCAUCCCCAUAUCAGAGGGAGCAGACUUCAAGAUCAACAAGGUCAUCGCAUCAUACCCCGCCAUCGACGGAGACACCCGGCUGCCCGCAGAAAAUGUCAGGUAUGCCCGGGGAUUUGACCCAGGCAACUGGCUAAUUAUCGAUGAAGUCACAGGGGAUAUUAAACUCAGCAAGAAGCCUGAUAGAGAGUCCCCGUUUCUGGUCAACGGAACAUACUAUGCUAAGGUUCUGUGCAUAACCCAAGACAUGCCCUCUAAGACGGCCACAGGAACCGUAGCCAUCCAGGUGGAGGACUUUAACGACCACUGCCCUAAACUGACCAGUGAUCUUCAGACCACGUGUACAACAGCCAACGCGGUUACUGUGACCGCAGUGGAUGAGGAUGCGUUUCCCAACGGAGCACCCUUCAGAUUUCUCAUCAUCCCGGAGGGAACAAAGGGAGUGUGGGCGGUGGAGCACCUGAAUGACACCUCGGCCAUCCUGAGAUCCCACAACGAUUUAUGGCCUGGAUUGUAUGAGAUUGCUGUGGAGGUCCGCGACCAGCAGGGUCUGGCAUGUCCUGAUCUGCAGAAGGUCAAAGUGGAGGUGUGCACGUGCGUGGACAACCAGAAGACGUGCAUGGGACGAGCAGCGGGAUCCAUGGGGUCAACGCUUGGGCCCGCAGCGAUCGGACUGCUCGUGCUUGGUCUGCUGAUGCUGUUGUUGGUCCCUCUGCUGCUGUUGUUCUGUAAUUGUGGGGGUGCUGGGGGGCUUCCUGGGGGCUUCGCAGAGAUGCCCUUUGACACCAAGGCUCACCUCAUCUCCUACCACACGGAGGGGCAGGGGGAGAACACGGAAGUGCCUCUGAUUAACCCGCCGGGCCAGGUCAGCUCGGCGGUGAUGGGACAGGCUAGCAUGGUAGGGGCAGGUUUUGGGAUCGCCGAUGGUCAGUUGGUCAACUCCUCCUCCGAGUUUGGCCGUGGAUUCGACACACUCGACAGCUGCAUUGACGUGGGAUAUGGAGGAGGUAUGAUGGGGCAGCAGAGCAAGGAGCACUGGUCAACCUAUGACAGCAGAGAGGGGGGAGGAGACUAUGAAGGCAUGGCCCUGCCUGAUAGGAUACUGGAGGAUUACUACUCUCAGAAGUCUCGAGCCGACCACCACGUCCAGAAGGACAGUCUGUUGGUGUACAACUACGAGGGCCAGGGUUCUCCUGCGGGCUCGUUGGGCUGCGGCAGCCUCCUGGGCGACGACGGCGACCUGCAGUUCCUCAACGACCUGGGGCCGAAGUUCAAGACCCUGGCUGAAGUGUGUCGUGGGGAGAGGUUCCAAACAGAAGUAGCCGCUCCGCCUCCGCGACCCGCCGUGUCCACGCCGAAAACAGACAGCAGAGUGAUGACAAGUGUGGUGUCCAAUGUGGUUUCAGCCGCCCCGCCUCAAGCCCCUGCCCCAUUCCCUGUCCCUGCCCAUGUCCCCGCCCCUGUCCCUGCCCCCGCCCCUGCCAAGGCACCGGCCAAGGUACCGCCCAAGGUGACACACGUGGAGAAGACUGUGGUGAAGGGGUCAGCCCAUUCCGAUCAUUCGGCUACUGUGAGGCAGGACAGGGUGGUAGAAGGCCAGGGUCAGACCAUCCUCCUGCAGCAGCAGCCGAUGUUCUACAGCACCAUGCAGCCCAUGAUGCAGCCCAUGAUGCAGCCCAUGAUGCAGCCCAUUCAGUAUAUAGUUGAGCAGCAACAGAUUCCCAGCAUGCAAGGCAUGGUAAUGGUCACAGGGCCUCCGUCAGGCGCCGCCCAGGGCCUGGUGCUUCAGGGGCAGCAGGUGAUGACCGGCACCCUCGGCAGGAGGGACGGAGGCAUGGUGCUGGUGGAGAGGAGUGGUGCUGGAGGAAUGGACGGAGGCAUGAUCCAGAUGGGAAACACGCCUGGUUCUCAGAUGAUGCUGGUGGAGGGCCAGGUGCUUCAAGGGGGCCAGGUGCUUCAAGGGGGCCAGGUGCUUCAAGGGGGCCAGGUGCUUCAAGGGGGCCAGGUACUUCAUGGGGGACAGGUGCUUCAUGGCGGACAGGUGCUUCAAGGGGGCCAGAUGAUUCAAGGGGGCCAGGCGCUUCAUGGGGGCCAGGUGAUUCAAGGGGGCCAAAUUGUUCAGGGGGGGCAGACGUGGCUGCAGCAGGGGGGCACGCUACAGCGAACAGGCAUAUCGGGGUCUCAGACCCUGCUGGUGCUAGAGGGGCAAGGCCAGGGGGGGGGUGGGGGUAGCGGAGUCCAGAUUAUUCAGGGUGGGAUGUCAGGGUUCUCAUCUGGAUCACUGCAGAGAAAUGGCCUCUCCGACUCUCACCGAGUCCUCUACACCGCAGAGCAGAGCCCAGCCACAGGCUCUAGUGUAGGCUUUCAGAACGGCGUUGUGGGAUCGAAAGGUUCCUCCAGCCAGCUCAGUGCAGGCACAGGUUCUUCCUCCAGCAAGGUGUUAACAGAGAAGAGAGUUGUGACCAGCCAGAUCACCAGUCAGUAAAGUAUUGACCAAAAGGAAAUUGAUAAUACCUGUAUAUACACAAGACACAUCAAAUGGAAUGAUGGUUUUGCUUUCAAUUGGUGGAAGUGUACCCCACCUCACAGUUUCGAGUUCAGUUGACCAGUGCACAUUGUUGAAAUGGUCGCUGGAUUCUUGAAGAGUAGAAUGCAGGUUCAGAUUAUUAUUUCGUACAGAAUGAACACUAAAAUGUAUAUUAAAAAACACCUAAGUCCUACCAAUCCCACAGCACCCAUUGAGUGGCAUUCAGCAAUUUCAGUUAGAUGUGGGAAGACAGACAUCUGUUUGAACUAAUGUUCUCAUCCAUCUUGUGACUGUCCUUAUAAACAUGGUACCUUUAAUUGUGUAAACCUCUGUGGGGACAAUGGAUAUUCUCUUUAUUAGUAGUUUUAUCAAUAGUUUGUAUUUCUGGUGAUUAACCAGCAUUAAGGACCAACCUUUAAGGACUUUGGUGAAGGGCACUGUAUUUGUUAUUGAGCUCUUUGGAACGGGCAAAAACUAUUCAAAACGCGUUUUAUUUUCUAUUGGCUGUUAGUGAGUCUGCCUCCAACCGACUUGGGACUGCUGUUACUGCAUGUGAAAGGCUCCACCUACAUCUCUGAAAUGAACCUGUCAACCCCCUCCCCCACACACACACAUUCUCUUCAGACUGUGGGACACCUUGAGCAAUGUUACCUGGUAAACAUCCAUGACAACCCUGACAUCUUGUCCAGUCAGUUUUAGAUAACUGUCAAUGACUGGCCUUUUGUCUGAAACCUAAUACCUUGGACCUAACAAUCUGGCUUAGCAGGGCUCCUAACCACAAGUAAGACAGAAGUUAUGUAGGCUGUGGUAAAAAGGCAAACAUGGGUUGGUUUGGAUAAUGUAGUUUAAGUGAGAGAGUAUUUAAACCAGAGAAUCACAAGAUUCACCAAAUACUGGAUUCCAAUCAAUAGCCCAGUUUAUACCUUGUAUUAACAUGCAUCCUUCAUCCUGAAAAUGCCCUGAUACUAUAAUCUGAUACCAUAGAAUUCUAUAAUCUGUUCUGGCUUUAUAUUCUUUGCAAACUGUUUGGUUGUUUUGUUUGAUCUAAAUUCAACAUAUUACUUUGUAUUUGGAAAGCACAAACAGCUCAAAACAUGAAGUCAGGACCAACUGGGAUUUUAACUUUCAUGUUGGAUGCUUGUUUCUCUAACAGAAUAGCUAGUCCCACAGGUCAGGUUGAACUUGACUUGAAUAGAUUUGUAGUUGCAUCAGUUAUGCUAUGAAAAUCGGUCUUGGUAUUCAAAUGUUUUUUUAUGUAUUAAGAUGCUCAUGUUUUUCUACAUUGUUGUAUACCUUGUGUUAGCAAAUGCUAUUUUACCGCCUGCUAAACAUUUUGGGUCUGUAUUGUUUUUAACAAGGAAAUAAAAUGCUUUUAAGAUAAUACUCAGAAGACCAUAGGAUUACUGUAUAUGUUUGUUUAUUGUG
Messenger RNA from Esox lucius (northern pike), 5358 nucleotides. It is a transcript of the gene dsg2.1, whose product is annotated as desmoglein 2, tandem duplicate 1. Gene Ontology annotation, molecular function: calcium ion binding. The transcript is spliced from 15 exons. Gene Ontology annotation, biological process: homophilic cell-cell adhesion. Gene Ontology annotation, cellular component: plasma membrane; desmosome. Lineage: Eukaryota; Metazoa; Chordata; Actinopteri; Esociformes; Esocidae. Bases 142 to 3891 code for a protein of 1249 amino acids. The record is from RefSeq and is a predicted model, not a curated record.